Molecule: messenger RNA, 2821 nt
Organism: Hypoxylon fragiforme
Lineage: Eukaryota; Fungi; Ascomycota; Sordariomycetes; Xylariales; Hypoxylaceae
Exons: 6
Coding region: 488-2566 (692 amino acids)
Biological process (GO): monoatomic ion transport; transmembrane transport
Cellular component (GO): membrane
Molecular function (GO): monoatomic ion channel activity
Source: RefSeq, a predicted model, not a curated record
GAGCAGUGGAGCUAAGAUCUUAAAUCAGCAGAUCUCUACCCCGGUAGGCAUGGAGCUUGAAAGCGUUAACGCUGUUUUAAGCGCCAAGCUCCCUGGAUACUUACCUAAGGGACCUAACUAUCUAGGGAUCAACAAUUUUAGAGGGCUUUCACUUCGUAGCGAUACGAUGAUAAACAACUUCGAGGCACGUUUUUUUUGUUUUUUUUUGUUUUGCGGGGUGAAUGAGUGAAGCCAAGUGAUACAAUUAUUAGUGACGAAGUACUAACUAUGUAAUACACUAAUUGGUAGCUAGUCCACGAUGACCUCCGCAUUUUACGGACCGACCACCUAACAAUCCUUUCAAAGAAACACUCUACCACAAUGCUUCCUUCUCAACAUUGACCUUUUUUACACUUUCACAAAACAUAAUACUAGGCCUAGGUAUCAUAGCACCAACAUGAACUCUUAUGCUAUUUAAAGUACAUACCUAACAUCAACCUCCCUUAAGAUGCCGAUCCGUGUCAAGUCGCGUCACUUGCCUACGCCGGAUCGAGCUUUAUCACCCGUUUCUUACCGGGUUGAUACCGAUCUCCCUGACAUCGCCCAUGAUGAUGCUUUCCGCGACGUUGUCAAGAAGCUAUCUUCGUAUAUUGCUGAAGUUGUCUAUAGGCCAAGCACCUUUGAGCAACUCAGGACUACAUCUGCGGGAGACGAUCUUCGGUCUCUAGUUGAACAUCUCACUAUCCGCGUCACCAAUCCCGCAAUUGUGAAUGCUUUACUGGCAUUGAGGUGGCAUUACGGUGCGAUCAAUGAUAGUCGAGGGGUGAGUGAGGCCCGGGCGAAUGCCUGCGAAAUCGUUGCUUGGCGAUUCUUGACUCGUCUGUCAGAGCGUGAAGUUGUAGAGUUUUGUCUAUAUGAGAUUCCCGAUGAGUGUGAAAGAGUUAGCACCCCUACCGACGAUAGUGGGGAAAAUAACGAAGUAACUGCUUUGCUAGGAAAUGCAUCUGGACGCUCCUCCUCGCCAGAUCGUUUCUCAGAUUACAAUCGCUCUGGUUCUUCCAGGAGAAACAAGCUGUUUCAAUCGAUAUCCAGACUGACCAUGAGUCGACAAGCGACCGAGGUUGAGGAGACAGAAGGCCCAGAAGAUGAUCCUACCGCAUCUUUCACACAACUCAAUGCCCUGGAGAUUGCUGCUAUUGCCGAUGCCAAGAGGUUUCUGAGCCAGCAUGUAGUGCAGAAGAUUAUCACCGGCAUCUGGAACGGCGAUAUCAUCUUUUGGGACAGUCUCUCAGUUAACUCAGAGAAGAAGCCUAGGUUCUACAACCCGAUCACGGCGGAUCCUUACUCCCGCCUUCGAGUACCAAAAUACCUUAAAGUCUAUGAGGUUGUAUUUUUCAUUGGCUUCUUGGGGCUAUACUACAGUGUCUUGAUUGAACAGAAUCGUUAUGCCAUCACUCCUCUAGAGAUAAUGCUUUACAUCUGGUUUGCAGCUUUCUUCUAUGACGAGGUCAGCGAGUAUUUAGAUGCCGGUUCGGUCUUUUAUGCUGCUGACAUUUGGAACCUUUUUGAUAUGAUCAUGAUCGCCAUUGGAAUUAUCUUUGCAGUCUUAAGAUUCGUUGGCUUAUACAAGGAGGAUUAUACUCUUGUGGAUAUAGGAUUUGACGUCUUGUCCCUCGAGGCACUCUUCAUGGUUCCCCGCGUUUGCUCAGUGCUUAGUUUAUCACCGUACUGGGGCACACUAAUCCCGUGUCUCAAAGAGAUGGGGAAGGACUUCCUUAAGUUUAUGGUACUGGUCAUCAUUGUAUAUGUUGGAUUUUUGACCACGUUCUCUCUCGUCGGGCGAGAAGUCUUCUCUUUCCCACAUAUGGCUAUGAUUGUUACCAAGAUCUUUUUUGGAUCUAGUUAUGUUGGAUUUGAGGUCAUGAGAGAGAUUGACCCAGUCUUUGGACCUCCCCUUAUGAUCAUAUUCGUCACGUUAAGCUCGAUAUUGCUCAUGGGUUCCUUAACUGGUAUGCUGAGUAAUAGUUUCUCACGUGUAAUCACACAUGCUCGCGAAGAAUAUCUUUACGUCUAUAGCGUAUAUGUGCUUGAAGCAUCGACCAGCAAUCGGCUCACACACUUCUAUCCACCGUUCAAUCUUAUCGCAUUUGCCAUCUUCAGGCCACUGCGACUAUUCUUACCUUCUGACGACACAACAAUCCGACAGGGGCGCAUCGUACUUCUGAGGGCAACCCAUGCUCCAAUUGUUGGCAUCAUUCAGGCCUACGAAUGGCUCACCAACAAGGUCAACCCGGAUGGUUUCGACAGUUUCCGGGGCCCACGUAGUAAUUCUUUCAAGCGCCAGCCAGCGCCACCCCCUGACAGCAGGCCACGGUCGGGUCAUCGGCCACGCAUGCCGUCACGGCUUGCAAGCGCUGAACUUGUGGGAAAACUGAAAUCUCGGCAACAGGCCCCCGAGGACUAUGCUGGAGAUGAGCCUACUGAUGUUCAAGUACAGAUCUCGGAGUUGACGGCCAAGAUCGAUCGGCUUACUAACUUAGUGGUGGCCUUGCAGUCUGGUGCUGGCAUUGAUACUAUCCGUACAUGAUGUAACGCGAGUGCAUUUGGCUGUGAAAGAAUAGGGUGAUUGCCCAUAAUACUGUAAUGGAGUAGAUAAUUUGGCCGUCAAAUGUUGAGACAAAAUUAGUAACCCCUUAACGCUACCUACUAGGUGCAGUACAGUGUCAGUACUAGGACCAUACCUAGGAUGUAGUAGAAUAAGGAGAUGCUGAAUAAUCGUAUAGGGCUUCUUGUUGCCCUAUCUAAUGCAUCUAAUGCUCCAAUUAGUGGGGCCUUACGCCCU